Molecule: messenger RNA, 747 nt
Organism: Knipowitschia caucasica
Lineage: Eukaryota; Metazoa; Chordata; Actinopteri; Gobiiformes; Gobiidae
Source: the annotation of a GenBank genome assembly
AUGAACCAGGGGGUUGGAAGAGAGGUGACCAAUCAGAGCAGAGAUCCGGAGCCUGGUGUGGACUGCUCCUACUCCGUGAGGAGGCCAGAUGCCAGGACGGGGCCAGGACAAAGCCAGGACGAGACCAGGACGGGGCUAGGACAAGGCCAAGACGGAGCCAGGCCUGGACGGGGGCCACACAUUAGGAAACUAUUCUCAAGAUUGAUGCUCUGUCUGAGGACAAUCUGGACGAGCUCAGAGGAACGUCACAGACAGAUGAACAGACGUGAUCUGGACGAGGAAACGAGAUUUCCACAACAUCAAGAUCCCUCACAUUAUGGACUUCACAAAGUGGUGCGAGCAUUCCUCGUGGGGAUUUUGAGUCCACCAUUUUACAACCAAUGCUACAUGAACCUGCAUCAGGAGGACACCCGCAUAAGACUGCUGCCUUUCCUGUCGAAAGAAGACCGUGCUGCAAUCCAGGAGGCCAUCGAGGACACCACGGUGGCAAUUUUCCACAUCAGGGAAAGUGGCGGUGAUGGGGAAGAGGACAUCCUCGUUGUCCUUGAAGGCCAGGCCGUGGUGGUUGACCUACCAAGUGUGGGGGUGGCGGUUGCCAUGCUGUUUGGCCUCAUUUACAACUUAAACCUGGACUACCCUCCUCAUCUCAGAUACACCUUUGAGGUAAUACAGAAAGUUGUAAUGGAGUUGGAAGGCAAAGUGCUGUCAAAAAGGGCUCAGGCCUUGAAGAUCCGACUCUUUGAGUAA